UAAUUACAUGACAUUUCAUAUCGUAAGCGAACUUGCAAGCAAAUUUGGAAAAUUGGAUUCGUUCGUAUCGGGUUAUUAUCGGAUGCCACUUUUAAUUUCACAUCAAAUUCCAGUUAUUUUACGAUUUCAAAAUGGGGGAAGUUUCAUUGGAGACUGCUGCAUACGCUAAAAUUAUUUUGCAUGCGGCUAAGUAUCCCGAUUCAGCAGUAACCGGAGUGCUGCUUGCAGAUGCGUCAAAACUCAAAGAUGGAGCUAAAAAUCAAGAUUUGGACAUCGUUGACGCUAUCCCACUAUUUCAUCAUAGUCACUACGUGUCUCCUAUGGGAGAAGUGGCUCUGACACAGAUUGAAGCAUUAGCAUCCAAUGAGAACCGUAUCGUUGCUGGCUACUAUGCAGCGUGUGAGAACUACAGAGACAAUACUGUAGAGAAAUGCCCUGGCCAAAAAAUAGCAGAGAAGAUUGCUGAGUAUUUCCCUUCUGCUGUAUUUGUUGUGGUGGACAAUAUGAAACUAUCAAAAAAUUUAGAGGAAUCAGCCCUCAAUUUGUACAAGUACACAGAUGGGAAGUGGAGGCUCAGGGAAUCCAAUAAAGUCACAUUCCCAACUCCAUACACCCUUGAGACUGUAUCACACCUGCUACAAAAACGCGUUCAAAAGGACUUGGUGGAUUUCGACAACUACUUAGAUGACUGUACGCAGGACUGGACAAACCUCGGCAUCGAGAAGCUGGUUGCUAGUAUUAAUGCGUCCAACAUGAUUGAUUGUAAGGAUGAUUGAUGAUACAUUUGAAUAUAUAUUAUAUUUUUAUUGUGUAAUUCAGUUUCGAGACUCAAUUUUGUAUUUUUGUGUGAACGCUGAUAAUAAAUUUAGUGGUUGGAACCAUGAAGUUAUAAAACUGGAGAGAACAAAUCUUUAGAACCGCUAAUCAUACAUUAUAAUUUGUAACACACAAAUGUAAACUUGAGCUUGUUAUGUAAACUACAAUCAAAAACUUCAAUUUUAGCGAAUUUUGAUAUUUUAUAAUAUGUACAGUCGGCUGCGAAAGUCCAGCCAUACUUUUGAACCUUAUUUCUAGGGAAUAAGGUUCAAAUUCCUUAUUCACAAAGGUUUUAUUGCAGAUUGUAUGUUAUGUAUUAAAAAUGUUUGCAUUGGGCCUAAUUUAUUGCAUUGGAUGGGAAUCUGCAAUAACAGAAAGAGUUGGGCAAUAAAUAAAAAAGUAUGAAUGGAUUUUGCUGCCGACCAUACAAAAAAAAUUCUUUGCCGUAGUAUGUCACAUAUUUAGGUAAAUUAGUAGAUAAUUAAUAUAUUAUGUAAACUAUUGUUACCUAAUAUAAUAGUUUUUAUUUCUUCAAAAUAAAGACCCAGCUAUCUGAAUGUAAAUGUAUUUAUUCAAAUACUGCACAUUAUAGCAUAUACAUUUGAGUAUCUAAUUUAUUAUGAGAAGAACAAUGUAUCAUAGGUUUAAAUGGUUUAUAGUUUAAAAUUAUUUUAAGGUAUUUGAACUGGUAGACGGAAGUGUAAUAUGUUCUAUAAUAAAUAAACAUUAAUGACACUUAUUGAAUGUAUAUUUGAUUAUGAUUUUUGUUGUGUUUAAAUGAACCACCGUGGUUUGGAGAAAUACAGGAUUAGUUGAGACUCUUGGUUUGCCGAAAAUAUUAUUAAAAUAUCCUUUUUUAAACAUUGAAAUUAUUUAUUUCUAACGCAUUUUGGUAACCAACAAAAACAGUUUUAUCUUACGUGUUAGCAUAAAAGAAAAAAAAAUUAAGUACAAAAGUACUAAGACGAAAUAUUAUUAAAAUAAUCUUCAAUCAA
Molecule: messenger RNA, 1811 nt
Organism: Plodia interpunctella (Indianmeal moth)
Lineage: Eukaryota; Metazoa; Arthropoda; Insecta; Lepidoptera; Pyralidae
Gene: EMC8-9
Product: ER membrane protein complex subunit 8/9
Exons: 4
Coding region: 132-776 (214 amino acids)
Cellular component (GO): EMC complex
Source: RefSeq, a predicted model, not a curated record